UAGUUCACAACCUUUCAACUCUGUUUUGACCCUUAAUAUUCGCGUGACUGAGGCAAAUUACGCAACAUCUAAAAACCUUAAUGAGAGCAGAUGACAGAUACGAGUCUAAACGCUAGUCGUUAUGAAAUUAGAAAUGACGUUUAGUCUUUGAGUGCUGGCAUUUGAUUGAUAAAAUGAAUGGUGCAGCAAAUGGUCAGCAGUAUGUCACGGACUUGGUAUCACGUCAGAGGUCACUGACUUCCUAUUUUAAUCGCAUUGAUGUGCUACUCACAAUCAGAAGCAGAAACUGAUUACAGCAAAGAAAUCACACGGCAGCACUGGAAGCCCGUGGAGAAUGUGUCCAAGUGUUUUAAUCGAAGCUGUCGCAGGCCGUUUUCAUUGCUGGAUCGAUACCAUCAUUGUAGAAGGUGUGGUGAGAUAUUUUGUGGUGCCUGCGUCCAGUAUAAACGGAAGCUAAAUAAGCUUGCCCAUCUUGAUCCUCAGGGUCGACUUUACAAAGUAUGCAAAGCAUGCUAUGAAGAGGGUCAAAGUGAUGAAGGGGCAAGUCGUAAUAUUUCACAAGUUUUUGUGCAAAUGCGACUUCGUAGUCAGCAGAGUGGGAGAGAUAAUCAGUCCAGAAGAAAGGGACCCAGGGAUGGCGGAUGGCGCAAUCGUCUGAACAUGAACGCUGAAUGUGAACGGCUCAUUGAAGGCUUCCGUAAAAGCAUUGCCAGGUCAGAGAUGGUGCGGACUCUCCAAGAGCUUCGAAACAUGGUGUCGCUUCCUGACUGGCAAAAGUCCAGCACUUGGCUGCAAGAAAGCUUGUCAGAAACAUGUAAACUGUGCUGUGAAACAUUUGGAUUGUUGCGGAAGCGACACUUUUGCAAGGUGUGUGGCAUUGCACUUUGCAAAUCUUGCUCCACCACUGAACUCCUGUGUACAUACCGGAUGAACAGCUUCCAAAAUCAGGAGGCAGCACCUCGUCUUGCCAUCAUUCGAAUCAUUGGGUGCCCAGAAGUUGAGCCAGAGAUAAGUCUGCAUCUCAGGGUGUGCUCAGAGUGCCGAGAAUAUUUGGUGAAGCAACAAGUUGAGCGAGCAGUUCAUGAUGAAGAACCAGUAGAAGUGGACAUGCUGACAGAACUGGCUUUAUUGCAUGAAAAACUGUCUGCUGCAGAGUCCAGUGUUAAUUCCCAGCUACGAAAGUAUCAAGAAAUUGUGCAUUCACUUGAAGAUAAUUCACGCACAUCAGGCAGUAACGCACAAGGCAAUAGCUCCCAGAGUAACAUGCGGAUCCUCGCCAAGGCACAGGGGGAUCUGACAGACUUCCUGGCACAGCAUGUGCUGUUUAUCCAGCGUCUUAAGCGACUAGUCCCCAAGACUGAUGCUCAAUCAAGGUUGCUAAAAAAUUAUAUCAAGGCCAAGUGUGAUUUCUACUUGGAGAACAUGUCUAGCUUCCGGAAAAUUGAAUCAAAAUUGGGAGAGUCAUCUCCUCCUGAAAUGCUGGAAUUCAUACAGAGGGUUAUGGAUAAAAAUGCCAUUGUAAGCGCACAUUUGUAUUUGCGGCAACUUGUGUAUGAAGCAAUCAACCUAUGUGACAAAUAUGAAUUGAAGGAGAAUGCACCGCAGUUGCUUGUCUCCCUUGAGCAGAUGGUAGAAAAAGAUGUGGCAGCAUGUCUCCAGAUGGAAAGGGAAGACAUGGGUCAGCAUCUGGAACUGAUGAAGGAAAUGAUUCGCAUGCAGAUAAAGGAACACCAGCUGAUUCGCCUCUCCCGCAAUGCUCUUAGGAUGCUUGGUAAAGCACACGUACAGGAAAUCCUGAAGACACGUAUGGAUGAGGUGCUUUAUCAGAUUAGCCUGCAGUUAAAAUUAAAAUCUGCCCAUCGAAGCUUCUCACAAACAAAGAAAGCUUUGGAGCAGUUUUCUGUUCCAACUGCUGCCAGUUAAGUUUGCCUCAAAAUGACUUAAAAUUACUGAUGGUAAUCAGGUGAUAAUCAUGUUUUUUUUUAAUAUUUGCAUAUUUAGACAAAACUUUUUGAAAACAUUGGAAGAUAAAUAGCAAAGUUUGGCAGCUAAAUAAAGUUUUGGCAGAGUGGAUUCUCGGUGAUGAAAUGUUGGACUACGGUCUUUUUAAAUGCAAGAUGAGUUGUCUAUUUACAGCUGUUAGAGAUCAACCAGUAAAGUUGGAGGAAAGUAACUAUACAUAUAUUCCUGAUUUUUAGAACUGUUUGUAGAAGAAAUGUUCAGUUCAUAAUUGUAACUACUCCAGAGGUGUUCUUUAACAAUAUUCAGUAGAAAAUAUGUUAAAGGAGUCUCAAACAGCUGAUGUGAUAAUUAAAUCUUGGCAGCUUAAGCAAUUUAAAAUUUUUUAAUGAUGAUACUUGAGCACAAGUUACAGAUGAACAUUCCACAGAUUCAAACUGAUAUAAGCCAAAAGAUCACACACUGUACUUAAUUGUUUUAUUGAUCUUUUAGUUUGAUUAGUUUAUGUUUAUUUUGAUUAUUUGUUAAAGUAAAUAUGUGAUAAUAUUUGCUUUAAAUUGAUAAUCAGUUACAAAACUAAUUUGUUGUUUUAUGGGAAAACAUUUAUGAUUUGCUUUGAUGAACAAUAUUUUUUAUUGUUUAUCAUUUUAGAUAAGUCAUUUUGUAAAAGUCCAGUCUUUAAUGAUUACAGGAUCAAAAAAGAACAAACAGAAUGAGUAACUAAGUUCAAAAGAUUGAAGUUUUGAGAAUUUUAAUUUAAAAAAAAAAUGUUACUUAUGUAUACAAGCUUAAGAUUUUUUGAGCAAAGGAACAAUUAUUUCAGAUGCAGAGAGAAUGAAAUUUUAAAGCUUGUUACCUGUAAACUGUUGAGAGUGGAUAUCUUUAUACACCACUUACAGUCUAACAGCACAAGAUUUAAAAAGUCUACUUAAAGCUAUUAUCAAGUACUGAACAAUAUCCAUGAAUAAAUAAUUGUUGAGUUUGCUGUUUGAAAA
Messenger RNA from Pomacea canaliculata, 2954 nucleotides. Its product is annotated as vacuolar segregation protein PEP7-like. Gene Ontology annotation, molecular function: metal ion binding. The record is from RefSeq and is a predicted model, not a curated record. Lineage: Eukaryota; Metazoa; Mollusca; Gastropoda; Architaenioglossa; Ampullariidae.